UUUAAAUUUUAAAUUGUUUCAUUCUUAUUGUUUUGACUAAAUUGCAAGUAUCUUACCCUAGGAGAAGGAAUCCGCCGACGACUACAACGUAGCAUGUAUUUUGGUGCUUCCUCCUUACCAAAGAAAAGGAUACGGAAAGCUUCUGAUUGAAUUCAGUUAUGAAUUGUCCAAGUUCGAAGGCAAAACCGGCUCACCAGAAAAACCCCUUUCCGAUCUCGGAUUGUUGUCGUACAGAAGUUACUGGGCAGAAACGAUACUCGAUAUUCUGGUGAAUCUAAAAUCCCGUGAUGGCGAAAGACUACAGAUCAGUGUUUCGGAAAUUUCUGACAGUACCAGCAUCAAAAAGGAAGACGUCAUCUCCACGCUGCAGCAUAUAAACGUUAUUCAGUAUUACAAAGGACAGUACAUCGUUGUACUGAACAGGGAGACUAUGGAAGCCUUGGAGUAA
Molecule: messenger RNA, 448 nt
Organism: Soboliphyme baturini
Lineage: Eukaryota; Metazoa; Nematoda; Enoplea; Dioctophymatida; Soboliphymatidae
Source: the annotation of a GenBank genome assembly